AUGCCGAAGGGAGCACCGAGUCAGUUCAGUCUUUACGACUCCAGCAAACCGUUGCCUUCAAUUUACGCGAAGAAAGCCGCAAAAGAAUUGAAAGAAGUUCCCGAGCAGAUUUCUGCUCACUUAGAGUCGUUCAGGCGCUGGAUCAAUUCCAUGCCUCAUCUUAGCUGUCCAACGGACGAUAAUUUUUUGCUUGCAUUCUUACGCCACGCCAAGUACAACCACCUGGUGGCGCAACGUCGGCUGGACAAUUUUUGCACAUUCCGAACUUCGCCAACCGAAGGCUUUCCUGAGUGGUUUAAUAAUUCUUCGGCCUCGAGGGCGGCAUGGAAUACAUGGAUUGAUUUAAAAUGUUGGACCUUCCUUGGAUUUACGAAAGAGGGAACAGCAACAAUCAUGGCGAGAUGCAUGGACGGCUCCAGUAAGAAUUACCUGUACCUAACAUUUUUAGAGGAGAUCAACUUGGACAAAUUGCCACUAAGUGCUCUGCACACUGCAAUGCAAAUGUGGAACGACGCAUGCUUAAUUGACGCAAGGGUUCAAAUUGGUGGUCUGUGCAUGAUCAUGGACCUAUCAGAUUUACGUAGGGAAAUGCUGUCCAAAAUGUUCGAUGCCAAAAUUUCUAAAUUGUCGACAAAGUACUUUCAGAUAAUGGUGCUCAAUGCAGACAUGAACCCAGCCUUCGAUGCUGUACCUGGACUGAAGGAGAUCGUUCCUGAAGCAUUUGGUGGAGACUGCAAGUUGACGUUUGAAGAGAUAUGUGAAAGAGAAGCGCCUACAUUUAAAUCCCUUGUGGAACAUGCACCACAUUUUGAAAUUACUGUGGACGAAUCGAAGCGCCCAAAGGAAUGUCGCAAUUUGAUGGGCACGUACAAGGAUUUGUCGGAGGAUGUCAUGGGAAAAGUUGGAACUUAUGUGAAGUUGAACCAAGACGAAAUCUAA
Messenger RNA from Mesocestoides corti, 939 nucleotides. The record is from the annotation of a GenBank genome assembly. NCBI's taxonomy places the organism in Eukaryota, Metazoa, Platyhelminthes, Cestoda, Cyclophyllidea, Mesocestoididae.